AUGUUGCUGCUCGUGAUUGCACUUCUGUCAGCAAUGCUGGCUUUUGCAUACACGUUCCGCCAAUACGCGCACUUGAACUGGGCUCCCGACCCCUUAAUAUCGCGCAUCUUGUGGUGGUGGCACAUCUACCUGCGUAACUCACCUCAUGAUGGUCGCAAGCUCACAGAACUUCAUUCGAGAUAUGGAAGAAUCGUUCAUCUAGGAAAAAACCGGAUCAGUGUCUCAGACCCCAACAUCAUUGCUCAGCUCUACCAGUUUCAGUGCAAUAGUAUCAACGGAUUCGAACCUCGGGAUGCCGAUGCUUGCGCACAAAGUGGACGGGAUUUCCAAAUUCCAACUAGCAAGUGGGCGAGGUUUCUUGAAUACGAGGGUAUCAACGAAACCUCAACGAAAGAGCUUCUGCGCGCUCUGAGAGUACAUCAGAGUAUAGAGCUGGUAGCCUGUCUCAGGAUAUUCGCCGCGACGCUCAUUGAUCGAUGCAUAUCCGACCCAGCGCCAGACACGACUCAGAUACAGACCCAAGCAAUAAACGCCCUCUCCCUUCCCAUCAAACCAUCCAUAAUAGAGUACUUACUCUUCCAGAGCCCAAUAUCUUCGUUGAAAAGCCUCCACAAACCAAACUCAGACAGCUCCAACAUCCUCCUUAACGACAAUUCCCUGACGAGCGACAAUCUUACAGCCGAAACCGAAUCCCUCAUCACGGCCUUUGCCUCCGUCUUCCCAUAUUUGCUCCAACAACCCGAAAAGCUGACUACCCUUCAAAAUGAGAUCGACUCAGCCUACAAUACUGGGUCACUCUCCUCCAAUCCACGCUGGAGGGAACUAUCACGUCUACCGUACCUCUGCGCCGUGAUGAAAGAGUCGAUGCGCCUAACCUGCACCUCGAACAUGGACAAAGAGUUCCCAGCCUCAGCGGUCUCGGACGAUCUACGAUCGGAACCCGCCUUCCCGAGUGGCACGAUCAUCAGCUGCAACGCCUACGUCGCGCAUUUUAGUGACACGAUCUACGGAGACGACACGCGCGCGUUCCGGCCGGAGCGGUGGCUCACUGCUAGCGUGCCGCAGAGGAAGCUCAUGGAUAAAACCAUGCUACUCUUUCAUCCGGGGCUACGCGCCAAUCUAAAGCUCCGCGCCGCCUGGCUGGAACUGAAGAAGGUGGUUGUUCAGAUGUUGCUCAACCUCAACAUCCAAUCACCACUGGUCGAGGAUCAUGCAGUAGAAACGCCGGACUUCUCAGCCAAGCAGGCAAGUCUCUUGGAGCAUCAGGCUCAACAGGAAUUCGAAGCUCGCUGCAAGUUAUUGCUCUCAAAUGCCCGGGCCGAUGCGAGCGAGCACGCCGGCAGCCCGGACGACUUCAUCGUAGCUGCUGAUUGA
This is a messenger RNA of Aspergillus japonicus CBS 114.51, 1374 nucleotides long. RefSeq names its product putative cytochrome P450 monooxygenase. The record is from RefSeq and is a predicted model, not a curated record. Gene Ontology annotation, molecular function: iron ion binding; heme binding; monooxygenase activity. The transcript is spliced from 5 exons. Bases 1 to 1374 code for a protein of 457 amino acids. NCBI's taxonomy places the organism in Eukaryota, Fungi, Ascomycota, Eurotiomycetes, Eurotiales, Aspergillaceae.